UCGCCUUGCUAUGAGCUCAUCGGACAAAGGACAAUAGCUUUGGCCUUCCAACUAUUUGUGUCUUUCAAAUUUCCUACUAGCAACAAGAACUUAACCAGGUAGGCACACCUAAUUUGGCUAGACCUUAGCGUCUUAAGCAAAAGAACUUUUGACGCUAUUGUCGUUACUACUCAGUUUAUAAUAAGCUAGCUAGUUGGUUGUUCAUUCAUUGGAUCUAACACGAUCACGCAAACAGUGCGUUCUUCACGAGUGAUGUGAACCGAUGAUAACCACUACAACAUACCGUUUAUUGGAUGCUGGGAAUUAUGCAGUUAUUACCUGUGCAAAACAUUUGAGUUCUAGAACAGGAGGACCAAAGAAAUGGUGGGACUGGACUGGGGGGCUUAAAAUUCCAUGCGUCUCCACUUCUCCUAUACUAGUUCGUUUAUUCCGUGUUGGGGAAAGUAGCUGGAAACCCAUUUCUAUUCCUAAUCUGUGAAUAUCGAGUCAGACAGACCAAGUCAUCAGCUGCCCCUUAUUUCCAUUAGAAGCUUCUAUUUUCUAUGCGUGGCCUAAUAUUUAAUAGAGGCACGCCAGUCUUUUGUCAAAUAUGAACCGCCCCCAUUGCUUACAUGAUGCCAAAUAGUCCUGGGCUUCAUUAAAACCAUUACCCAUUUUUGUCUGCCACGUAUGUAUCUCCUCCAAACUAUAUCAAUCUUUUUUGCUCCAAUCCCUCCUCCAAACACAAAAUGAAUCCAGCCAUCUUGUUUCUCUUCAUCAUCCUGUUAAUCCAGGCGCCUCUAGCUUUGUGUCAAUUUAAUAGCAGCAGUGUGUAUGAGGCCUGCGCCGAGUCAUUCAGUUGCGGCGAUAUUGAUGGAAUAGGCUAUCCUUUCUGGGGAGGGAGUCAACCGGAAUACUGCGGCCACCCGAGUUUUGGGCUGAGCUGCAAUGAUGAGUCCCACCCGGAAAUUAGUAUCCUAUCGGUGAAAUACAAAGUUUUAGAUAUCAGCAGCCAGGCAGCCACUAUUGUGAGAGAUGAUCUGUUAAGCAAUAUUUGUCCCUCCAAUCCUCAAAGAACAUCCUUGGACUUGAACCUCUUCAGUUACACUCCCUCUGGUAACCAGAACAUUACCCUGUUCUACGGUUGCACCAUCACAAACCCUGCUGUUUCAUCAGCUUCAAUUCCCUACCUCAUCAACUGCACUGAAGACAUUUCCGACUCGAAUAAAAAUGUCCUCUGGUCGCCUGGUACAGGAUUGCCAACUAUCCCUGGUAUCUCAAGUAGUAUCUUCAGGUGCGGGAGUGACAUCUUUGUUACUAUCACUCAAGAAGCUUUUGACGCUUUAGUUAACGUUUCCCUUACCGUUACGGAGGACCUCCUAAGAACAUAUGUGAGUGGUGGUUUUUCUGUGAAUUGGAAAGCAAAUAAUAGCUUAUGCGACAACUGUACUGACUCAGGGGGACGAUGCGGUUCCAAUGGCGAUCCCAUUUCAACACAAUUUAUUUGCUACAUUGAUAACAGUAAGAGUAGCAAUAAAAAGCCACUGGGCAUAGGCCUUGGCAUAGCAGGUGCUGUUCUUGCUGGUGUUGGCAUUGGAUGGCUAAUAUUUAGACAGAAAAGAAGGCGGGUUGCGGUAGUACAAACACUCGAACACGAACAAGUGCUGCCUGCUCAAACCAAGAACAAGGGCCUUCCAACUCCUCCUUCUAGCAAUAGCCUUUCUUCUGAUCCUUCUCCUAGGUUCAUGAGAAGUAUCCCCUCUUAUCCUUCUUCAGGAUCUGUGGCUUUAUUUGGUAGAGACAGCUACUAUUUCGGGGCUCAGAUAUUCACUUAUGCUGAGCUUGAAGAAGCCACUAACAAUUUUGAUCAAACUAGAGAACUUGGAGAUGGUGGCUUUGGCACUGUGUUCUAUGGCAAGCUCCCCGAUGGUCGUGUUGUUGCUGUCAAGCGCUUAUACGAGAACAAUUUCAAGCGUGUGGAGCAGUUCAUGAAUGAAGUGGAGAUACUGACCAAGUUGCGACACGACAACCUUGUGGUACUAUAUGGAUGUACAUCCAAACAAAGCAGAGAUCUUCUGCUUGUUUAUGAAUACAUACCUAAUGGAACAGUGGCUGAUCAUCUCCAUGGAAAGCGGGCGAAGUCUGGUUUAUUGUCUUGGCCCAUCAGGUUGAAGAUAGCCAUCGAGACAGCCGAUGCAUUGGCCUUUCUGCAUAAAAAAGAAAUCAUACAUCGUGAUGUCAAAACUAAUAACAUUCUUCUCGACAAUGAUUUCCAUGUGAAAGUUGCUGAUUUUGGGCUCUCGAGGUUGUUCCCAACCAAUGUCACACAUGUGUCAACCGCGCCACAAGGCACGCCUGGCUAUGUUGACCCCGAGUACUAUCAGGUCUAUCAGCUCACCGAGAGAAGUGAUGUCUACAGCUUCGGGGUGGUCCUGAUAGAGCUCAUCUCGUCAUUACAAGCCGUGGACACCAAUAGGCAUCGCCAUGACAUCAAUUUGUCGAACAUGGCAAUCAACAAAAUCCAAAACCACGCACUGCAUGAGCUCGUCGAUCCAAGUCUUGGAUUCGCGACUAAUAGCUCGGCGAGGAGGAUGAUCACCCUCGUUGCAGAGUUGGCUUUCCGGUGUUUGCAACAAGUGAGAGAUAUGAGGCCUUCGAUGGAAGAAGUGUUGGAUACUCUAAGACGAAUCGAGAACGAAGAGUUGAAUGCUGACAAGGUGGAGGUAUUGGACAUUGUGGUAGAUGAUCUUGCCCUUCUAAAGGGUAAUGCCACCUCUUCACCUGAUUCUAGUGUUACUGAUAAGGGGGCAAGCAGUUCUACACCAAACUCCAUUGGGUGAGUCUAUCUUUUUCAGAUCCCUUUUGUCAAUCACUCAAAGUAGAAGCUGCAAUCAUGCCAUACAGUGUUUUGUGAUCCUUAGAUGGCUAUUGUUAUUUUGUUUAUCUUAAUUUGAUGUUUCAUAUAUGUUAUAUAUAGUCGUUAAGUUGGUGAGAUGAACAGACUUUUAGCUAGUUCUGACCUAAAGGGAAUGUAAAUAGUAAAUGGAGUUGGCUACUAGCUACCUAUUACUUUUAUGUAUAUUUCAUGUGUUUGAGCAUCUGUAUGUGCAAUUGCUUAUUGGUU
Messenger RNA from Ipomoea triloba (trilobed morning glory), 3103 nucleotides. RefSeq names its product LEAF RUST 10 DISEASE-RESISTANCE LOCUS RECEPTOR-LIKE PROTEIN KINASE-like 1.3. The transcript is spliced from 4 exons. The record is from RefSeq and is a predicted model, not a curated record. The coding region runs from base 729 to 2819 and encodes 696 amino acids. Gene Ontology annotation, biological process: protein phosphorylation. Gene Ontology annotation, molecular function: protein kinase activity; polysaccharide binding; ATP binding. NCBI's taxonomy places the organism in Eukaryota, Viridiplantae, Streptophyta, Magnoliopsida, Solanales, Convolvulaceae.